Molecule: messenger RNA, 1530 nt
Organism: Saccharomyces eubayanus
Lineage: Eukaryota; Fungi; Ascomycota; Saccharomycetes; Saccharomycetales; Saccharomycetaceae
Product: bifunctional fructose-2,6-bisphosphate 2-phosphatase/6-phosphofructo-2-kinase
Exons: 1
Coding region: 1-1530 (509 amino acids)
Biological process (GO): fructose metabolic process; fructose 2,6-bisphosphate metabolic process
Cellular component (GO): cytosol
Molecular function (GO): fructose-2,6-bisphosphate 2-phosphatase activity; ATP binding; 6-phosphofructo-2-kinase activity
Source: RefSeq, a predicted model, not a curated record
AUGUCGAAUGUGCUCUCUGAUGACGAGGAGCUCCUCAAUGGGCUAGGAAGUGAGAUUAUAAAGCCUUUUAAACAAGGUAAUCAUAUGGCAAGAACCGUCAAAAGGUGGGUAAGUAACAAACCUUCUACCACAACAGGAUCUGUAAACAUCAACGUUGAUGGGGUGCAUGGGCCAGUAAAUACGGAAAGUUAUAUAUCCCCUGGACAACUUUACUCCACGGACUCAGGUAAUCUAUUUCACGCUGGAAGAAUUCUCGUCGUCCUCGUUGGCCUUCCCGCAACAUCUAAGACAUUGUUAUCUGUGGCGAUUACGAGGUAUACUAGAUGGUUAGGAGUCAGGACUAAAUCAUUUCAUUUCUCAGAGUAUAAAAAAUCCGCCAAAGAUGUACCUUCUGAUUAUUUCUGCGUAGUUCCAAAGUCAAAAGAGGGGGUAGAAUUUAAUGAAAAACUUCGCAGGCGGAUGUUAGACGACAUACUUUUAUUUUUUAAUGGCACUUCUGGUCAACUGGCCAUUUAUGAUGCCUUGAAUAUUCGUAAGAUUGAUAGAAAGAAUUUAGAAGCAACCUUCUGUGAAAUUGGUGUUAAAGUGCUUUUCAUAGAAUCAAUCGUAUCUGAUCAAGAAAUCAUGAAUAGGAAUAUAGCGCUCGUAUUGCAGUCGAGCGAUUAUAGAGACCUUUCAACGGACGAUGCUGUUGACGAAUAUAUGAGGCGUUUAGCACUCAAUGAACCAUACUACGAGAUGAUGACGCACGACGAAGAAUUAUCGUACAUUAAAUAUAUUAAUCUGGGAAAGCAGAUAAUCGUCAAAGACAAUAUACAUGGCUAUCUGGUUAACAAAAUCGUUUUCUUUUUAAUGAAUUUGAGACAGAAGAAGGGAUGUGUGUAUUUUGCACGCUGUGGAACUAGCGAUAAAGAUAACUACAUGCAUGAUGAAGAACUAAACGAUGAAGGAAUCCAUUAUUCAAAAGUGCUCAAAAGUUUUGUGCUCAAAAGAAUUGAACAGAAGAGACUGGCAAAGCGAAACUCAGAAUCUUUAGUUGAAGUAAUGGAUGGAAACUUUGAUAAAGAUUUGAAGACAUCCUUGAUAGUUUGGACAGGUCCGAGAAAAAGAACCCACGACACUGGCCUUUUUUUUUCAAAAGAAGGUAUUAAGGUUCAGCAACGAUCUGAACUGAGACAGUUGAACCCAGGGAGUAUCGCCGAUCUCACUGAUGACCAAAUAAUGAAGAAAUAUCCUUCGGAAUAUGCAGAAUCAUUGAAAGACCCAUAUCAUUUCCGAUUCCCCAGAGCAGAGUCUUACCACGACUUAGCUGUUCGUAUGGAACCAUUGUUAUUAGAAAUGGAGCAUACAAGCAAGGAUAUCCUCAUUAUUGCUCAUGAGUCAACGUUGAGAGUUUUAUAUGGCUAUUUAAUGGCUUGUACUUGCGUUGAACUACCAAACUUGGACUUCACAAGAGAUAAAUUGGUUGAAAUUUCAUUUAGCCCCUUUUGCAAUACGGUGGAACUAUUGGACAUCCCUUUAACAGAUUAA